Microplitis demolitor is the source of this 2757-nucleotide messenger RNA. RefSeq lists its product as uncharacterized. Gene Ontology annotation, cellular component: transcription elongation factor complex. The coding region runs from base 250 to 2673 and encodes 807 amino acids. NCBI's taxonomy places the organism in Eukaryota, Metazoa, Arthropoda, Insecta, Hymenoptera, Braconidae. Gene Ontology annotation, biological process: positive regulation of transcription elongation by RNA polymerase II; transcription elongation by RNA polymerase II; nucleosome organization. The record is from RefSeq and is a predicted model, not a curated record. The transcript is spliced from 2 exons. Gene Ontology annotation, molecular function: histone binding; nucleosome binding.
UCCUACGUUCAACUGUUUAUUUAAAUCAGAUCAGCAAUCAGUAGGGUUUAUCUCUGCAUGCUUAUUCGUAAACAAAUGUGAAUACAUAAUAUAGAUAAUAUAUAAUAAAUAUAUAUUAUAGACGCAUCUAAUUCCGUAAAAGACAAUAAUUUUUUAUUAUCCUAUUGAAAAAAAUAUAUCAUUAUUUAUUGAGUUGUCAUUCGCUGCAGUUAAUCUAAAUAUUUAAUUAUUUAAUGCGCAAUUAUUAAUAUGGAGACCGGACUGGCAGAUACCACUACCAUGACAUCAGAUUCAUCGAAUCCAUCGGAAGAAAGUGAUGAAGAAAAAUUAAUGGAUGAAAUGGACAAUUUUUACAAAGAAAUUACAAGCAUGGAAAGUGAUGAGGACACAUUUACUUUGAGAGUCAGUGAGGACAGUGGUGUUGAAGAAAAUCUUGAUGACAGUUUUGCUGUUAAGAAUACCGGAGAGUCUAAAGAAGCUGAGUCGUGUGAAAUUUCUGGUAGGCUAGGUAGGAAAAGUGAUAGGAUUUUAAGUGAUGAUUAUUAUGAUGGUAAUGAUGAUGAUGAUGAUGAUGAUGAUACGGAGAGACCCGAUCAAAAUAGACAAGCUCUAGUCGUCGAUACCCAAAUCACGGAUAGAGAAAUACAGAAUAAUUACGUGGAAAGUAUGAGUGAAAAAGUUGCAGCUGAAAAUGAUGGACAGGGUCAUAAUGAAACACGAGAUAUAUACUUGGAAAGUUUGAAUGAUUUCAGUCAAAAUAAUAACCAGCAAGAGGACAAUGUAGACUUAAGCUCGACGGAAAAACCGCGAGAAAUGUCACAAGAUACUAGUGAUGAUGACCAAGUGAACGUUGGUGAAAAAAAUAUUAAUUUGAUAGAAAAACAGAGUGACAGUAUGCCGUCUGAGCCUGUCGAAAAUUUUGAUCUAGAAGAUGGGGAACUAGUUACUAGCCAUGAAAGAAGACAGUGUCAGAGUAAGCAGGUUGAUGUUAAUUCUGAUCUAGAAGAAGGUGAAAUAGACGAAAAUGUAGAAGUAGGAUUCCAAUCUCUGCGACAUGAGAGAGAAGGUUCUGCUGAGUUGAUUGAAGUGCGGAACGAAGUAAACGACAGGUUAUUUGGUAUCGAUGUCAGUGAUAAUUCAUCCGAUGAAUGUACAAUAGUGUACUCAGAUCAUGACUCUUGUUAUAAAUAUGGUACAGAGAGUGUAUGCUCAGCUGAAAAUUUUUCUACCAGCAACGAUGAUCCAUGGGAGUUAAUAGCAUCCCCGUCAAACGACUGUGUUAUUAUUGAUGACUUUGUUAUUGUAGAUGAAAUUGAGAGCUUGCCGAAGUCUAAUGAUAAUAAUAAGCGUGCAAGUGACCGGAAAGAUAAGACUGAGAAGAAUGAAGAUGGUAAAAAAAAGUCGAAGAAAAGGAGACUGUCAAAUUCGCCAAUUGAUUGCAAUUAUUUUACAGAAGCUGAAGAUGAAUCGAGAAGCUGCGAAAAUGUCAGUGUAGACUACAACGAUUUAGUCGGAAUUUGUAGCAAAGAAGAGGUCGCUGAGCUGGCUGAUAAUGAGGCCGAUAAUGAUUACGAACCAAAAAAAAAAAAAAGUUACGCGGGUCGCGAACACAACCAUCCACUUUUCCGGGAUAUUGACGUGGAAUUGUGUGAGAGGUUGAUGCGAGUUAAAAAACAGGGCACCAUUAUCAUUCGUCCAAGCAGCAAAGGUCCUGAUUACCUUAAAAUAACCUGGAAAGUAACUGAUGAUAUUUAUCAGCACAUUAAAAUUAAGAAGAAACUUCGGUCGUCUGAAGCAGUCAGAUAUUGUGUUGGCAGCAAAGACUUUGUAGAUAUUGAUGAAGUAGUAAAUAAGUACGUAAAGCCAAUGGCAGAUAAUGCUCGUAAGUUGCUUGAGUUCAAGCAUUACAAGAGUGCGGUCAAUGGCGUGAAAGCAACUGCUGAAAAAUUAUUGACAGCGGAAAAAGAAAAAAAUCCCAAUGGUAUUCCGUACAUAGUGACGGCUGUAAAACGAUCUCCUGGUAAAUUUUUGAUAUCGUAUUUACCUCGAGUUACUUGUUAUCAUGAGUACAUUAAAAUAACACCGGAAGGUUUUUGUUUUCGUGAUCAACCGUUUGAUAAUCUUAACGAAUUGUUUAUAUACUUCAAAGCAAACUCGAAAGAAGUUAAAAAUGUUUCAUUAAAAGAUGAAACAGUAACAUCAACAACUGCUACUCCACAUCCACAUCCGAGACCACUGACACCACGUUCUCAAACACCGAGACCAUCAACACUACGAGCAGAAUCACCAGAAAUAGAUAUGACUCCAAGAAUUCUAGAAGCCAUCCAGGAUAUCCCGGAUGAGAAAUUAGAGUCAAUUCGUCUUAUCCUCGAACGUUUUACUCAGCCUACUCUUGAUCCAGCAUCAGCAGCAGCAGCAGUUGCUGCUUACAGUCAUAAUCCAGCUCCUUUUUUCAACCAGAAUCCAGCUCCUGUACCAAGACCACCGCCGCCUACUGUUUACAAUAACUUCCCUCCUUAUCAGCCUGUUUAUUACCCAACUAUUAAUUAUUCAGCCUACCCAUCAGCAUUCAGGCCAUACUUACCCAAUGUGCAUUAUAAUCCACAGCCUGUGCCCUAUCCACCUGAGAGAAAUCACGGAGAAAAUUUACCAGCACCACCUGGCACAAAUUAACUUCAAUAAAAGUAAGGACUUUGAAAAAUUUAUGCAGCCAAGUGAAAGUUCCUGAUGCUGCCAUUGAUCUCAAUUUAGUUUUAU